ACAAGAUAGUGUGGAUUUCAGGAUUUGUGAGUUUCUCCUUCCAGCUACGACUCUCUUUUUACUCCAUGAUACGCCUCCACCCGUCGACAAUCUGAUCCUAAAAAUAAAACCACCCGUGGCUACCUUGCCCUUGCCUGCCAAGCCCCGACUCUGACAUCCUGCAGAGAAUGCCCAAUUGCAGGCUCUUCGCGGGGGGCGCGGGCUCGGCAGCAGCGGAGCUUCUCCCGGUGCAGAAUCGCCAGCCCGGCCGGGGAACCGCCAAGCCCGAGAAACAGCCCUGUUCUGCCGCAGCCGCCGCAGUCCCCGAGAGCCUGAGGAGCCCCCAGGAAAAACUGGGGCGAGCGGAGGGCAGUCUCCACACCACUGUGCUCGAACAGCUCUAUGAAGAGGCCUAUGUGGAGAGGAGAAAAAGCCUCCACCAACAGCCAGCACCAACUUGCCAGCCAUAUGUGAACUCUCGCUAUGUUGCCUCAGCUGGUCUCAAACUCCUGGGCUCAAGAGAUCCUCCCACUUCGGCCUCCCAAAAGAUGGGGUUUUGCCAUGCUUCCUAUGCUGGUCUAGAACUCAUGGACUCAACAGAUUGUCCCACCUCAGCCUCUCAAAGUGCUGGGAUUAUAGAUGGAGUCUUGUUGUCGCCCAGGCUGCUGGAGUGCAAUGGUUCAAUCUUGGCUCACUGCAACCUCUGUCUCCUGGAUUCAAGCGAUUCUGCCUCAGCCUCCCAAGUAGCUGGAAUUACAGAGAAUUAUCCUCAAAUUAGAAGGAGUAGGACCUACAUGGUAAAGAAAAAAUUUACGUGCAAGGCAGAUGAGGAAGUAAGAGAGCAUCCAGCCACUUCACACAACUUCAUUCUCUGUCUUACCAAAAGAAUGUGAAAUGUGGUGGUAGCUUUACUGGGGACAGGAGAGGUGCCAGAAGUUUGAAGAUGGACUAAUCUCCUCGUUUUCUAAAAGAAGAACCUAUAAGUCUCUGAGCACAUUUUUCCUUGGCAAAAUUCUGGAAUGGAUAAUUAGACAAAUGGUUUGUGAAUCUUUAGAAAAGUUGCAAAAACAAGGCACAGCAUAAAUUCACUAAAAAAUAAGUGGACCUAAACUAAGCAUUCUUUCUUCCUGAUAGGAAUCCUACUUUCCUUGGUCUGACACCUGCAGGGUCAAGUAUGGGCCUUGGAGUCAGCUGAGGCUGAAUUCCAAUUCCAGUUCCACCACUCCAAAAGUGACACUUGGACACCAAAUUCUCUGAGACCCUCCUGUAAUGCAAAUGUAGUGGAGCUACUUUGGGGUUAGCUCGCUCUCCCCCAGGGCCUUCCUUGAGACCAAUUUCACACAUGAUCUCAUUACAAAACAGUAACAACAAAAACCCCAACUUUGGAGGCAUUAAUAAAUAAUGGGGAUUAUAUUAUACAUAACAAAGCAAAAUAUUCAUAAAAAUCAUCUUCUAUAACCUGAGUCUGGCUGGGUGAGGUGGCUCACGCCUAUAUUCCCAGCACUUUGGGAGGUCAAAGUGGGCAGAUCGCUUGAGCCCAGGAGUUCCAGUCAAGCCUGGGCAACAUAGGAAAACCGCAUCUCUACAAAAAAUACAACAAUUACCCAGGAAUGAUGGAAGUGAGGAGCGUCUCUGCCUGGCCACCCAUCGUCUGGGAUGUGAGGAGCCCCUCUGCCCGGCUGCCCCGUCUGGGAAGUGAGGAGCGCCUCUGCCCGGCCGCCAUCCCGUAUAGGAAGUGAGGAACGUCUCUGCCCGGCCGGCCAUCAUCUGGGAUGUGAGGAGCGCCUCUGCCCGGUCGCCCCGUCUGGGAGGUGAGGAGCACCUCUGCCUGGCCGCCACCCCGUCUGGGAGGAAGUGAGGAGCGGCUCUGCCCGGCUGCCCCGUCUGGGAAGUGAGGAGCGCCUCUACCUGGCCACCCCGUCUGGAAAGUGAGGAGCGCCUCUGCCUGGCUGCCCUGUCUGGGAAGUGAGGAGCGCCUCUGCCCGGCUGCCCAACAUCUGGGAAGUGAGGAGCGCCUCUGCCCGGCCGCCCCGUCUGGGAGGUGAGGAGCGCCUCUGCCCAGCCGCCACCCCGUCUGGGAGGAAGUGAGGAGCGCCUCUACCCGGCCGCCACCCCGUCUGGGAGGAAGUGAGGAGCGGCUCUGCCCGGCUGCCCCGUCUGGGAAGUGAGGAGCGCCUCUACCUGGCCACCCCGUCUGGAAAGUGAGGAGCGCCUCUGCCUGGCUGCCCUGUCUGGGAAGUGAGGAGCGCCUCUGCCCGGCUGCCCAACAUCUGGGAAGUGAGGAGCGCCUCUGCCCGGCCGCCCCGUCUGGGAGGUGAGGAGAGCCUCUGCCCGGCCGCCACCCCGUCUGGGAGGAAGUGAGGAGCACCUCUGCCUGGCCGCCACCCCGUCUGGGAGGAAGUGAGGAGCGCCUCUACCCGGCCACCCCGUCUGGAAAGUGAGGAGCGCCUCUGCCCGGCCGCCCAACAUCUGGGAAGUGAGGAGCGCCUCUGCCCGGCCUCCCCGUCUGGGAGGUGAGGAGUGCCUCUGCCCGGCCGCCCCGUCUGGGAGGUGAGGAGCGUCUCUGCCCGGCCACCCCGUCUGGGAGGUGAGGAGCGCCCCUGCCCUGCCGCCCCGUCUGGGAGGUGAGGAGCGCCCCUGCCCGGCCGCCCCGUCUGGGAGGUGAGGAGCGCCUCUGCCCGGCCGCCCCGUCUGGGAGGUGAGGAGCGCCUCUGCCCGGCCGCCCCGUCUGGGAGGUGAGGAGCGCCUCUGCCCGGCCGCCCUGUCUGGGAGGUGAGGAGCGCCUCUGCCCGGCCGCCCUGUCUGGGAGCUGUACCCAACAGCUCCAAAGAGACAGCGACCAUCGGGAGUGGGCCAUGAGGACGAUGGUGGUUUUGUUGAAAAGAAGGGGGGGAAGUGUGGGGAAAGGAAGGAGAGAUCAGAUUGUUGCUGUGUCUGUGUAGAAAGAGGUGGGCAUAGGAGACUCCAUUUUGUUCUGACUAGGAGAAAUUCUUCUGCCUUGAGAUGCUGUUGAUCUAUGGCCUUUCCCCCAGCCCCCUGCUCUCUGAAACAUGUGCUGUGUCAACUCAGGGUUAAAUGGAUUAAGGGUGGUGCAAGAUGUGCUUUGUUAAACAGGUGCUUGAAGGCAGCAUGCUCUUUAAGAGUCAUCACCACUCCCUAAUCUCAAGUACCCAGGGACACAAACACUGCAGAAGGCCGCAGAGACCUCUGCCUAGGAAAACCAGAGACCUUUGUUCACGUGUUUAUCUCCUGACCUUCUCUCCACUAUUAUCCUAUGACCCUGCCAUAUCCCCCUCUCCGAGAAACACCCAAGAAUCAUCAAUAAAUACUUCAUAAAAAAAAAAUACAAAAAAAAAAAUUAGCCGGGCGUGGUGGCGGGCGCCUGUAGUCCCAGCUACUCAGGAGGCUGAGGCAGGAGAAUGGCGUGAACCUGGGAGGUGGAGCUUGCAGCAAACCGAGAUGGCACCACUGCACUCCAGCCUGGGCGACAGAGCGAGACUCCGUCUCAAAAAAAAAACAAAAAAACGCAUAUUUAUUGUUAGGGGCAGAGGUCAGUAAUGAAUUCUACUUUGCAUUUACUAUUGGGGACAGACUGCCAUUAUCAACCAACACUACUUUCUGUCUCUUUAAUCUCAGCACAUUUGUCAAAAAUCCAGCAUGUCUGAGUCUGUACCUCUGCUGGGUCUCAUUUUGAAUAA
Molecule: messenger RNA, 3677 nt
Organism: Pongo pygmaeus (Bornean orangutan)
Lineage: Eukaryota; Metazoa; Chordata; Mammalia; Primates; Hominidae
Product: zinc finger protein 195-like
Exons: 7
Coding region: 168-872 (234 amino acids)
Source: RefSeq, a predicted model, not a curated record